UAAAUUUUAUCAAGAUCAGAUAACUUCUGGCCAAGCUGCGCUUUAGCAAUGGGAUCUCCUAUCUGCAUAUCUUACCCUUAUCAAUCCGUUAACCAGGCAAGGCGAUGACGGCUAUAAUCUCUCACGGGAACGUCAAUUUCCAUCUCUUUUAUGUAUCAGAGCUCUCAUCUCAUGGCGGAGGACAACUCAAUGAAGGAGCUCGACAAAACCAUGAAGAGAAGAAUCGCAAACCUCAACAAUCACUUCCUCCCCGUAACUUAUUCUUUUUCCGCAAGCCGUUCGAUUAGCUCCUCGCCUGCGUCUGCGGAGGACAGCUACCGGCGCAUCCACGGUGAGGUCUCCGCCGAAGCAGCGGUAUGGAGACCCGCACUAGAUGAGUCGGGGAAGUUCACUGACAUUCUAUACGAGAAAGCCGUGGGAGAGGGAAUCGCGAAGAUCACGAUUAAUCGUCCAGAGAGAAGAAACGCUUUCCGGCCGCAUACAAUUAAAGAACUUGCUAGCGCAUUCAAUGAUGCGAGAGAUGAUAGCUCCAUAGGAGUUAUCAUUUUAACAGGGAAGGGAACCAAGGCUUUCUGUAGCGGUGGUGACCAGGCUUUGAGGACCUCUGAUGGAUAUACUGAUUUUGAAAAUUUUGGUCGGCUUAAUGUUUUGGAUCUGCAGGUACAAAUCCGACGUCUCCCUAAGCCAGUGAUAGCUAUGGUCGCAGGUUAUGCUGUUGGUGGUGGAAAUGUAUUGCAUAUGGUUUGUGAUUUAACAAUCGCAGCUGAAAAUGCCAUUUUUGGUCAGACUGGACCCAAGGUGGGGAGUUUUGAUGCAGGCUAUGGGUCUUCUAUCAUGUCUCGCUUGGUAGGGCCUAAGAAAGCAAAAGAGAUGUGGUUCUUGUCACGCUUUUACAAUGCUUUUGAAGCAGAAAAGAUGGGACUUAUCAAUGCUGUAGUUCAGCUUGAAAAUCUGGAGCUGGAGACAGUGAAAUGGUGCAGGGAAAUCCUAAGAAACAGCCCAACCAGCAUAAGAGUUCUGAAAUCUGCUAUUAAUGCAGUAGAUGAUGGUCAUGCUGGUCUUCAGGUAAUUUCUGUAACAUUUAAUUUCGGAUGUCUAAUGUUUGAUUCCAUGUCUGCUCUAAAGUCUUGCUCCUCUGCAUGAUGCCACUUUUGCAGG
Molecule: messenger RNA, 1158 nt
Organism: Phalaenopsis equestris
Lineage: Eukaryota; Viridiplantae; Streptophyta; Magnoliopsida; Asparagales; Orchidaceae
Product: 1,4-dihydroxy-2-naphthoyl-CoA synthase, peroxisomal-like
Exons: 8
Coding region: 151-1143 (330 amino acids)
Biological process (GO): menaquinone biosynthetic process
Cellular component (GO): cytosol
Molecular function (GO): 1,4-dihydroxy-2-naphthoyl-CoA synthase activity
Source: RefSeq, a predicted model, not a curated record